Molecule: messenger RNA, 2175 nt
Organism: Closterium sp. Yama58-4
Lineage: Eukaryota; Viridiplantae; Streptophyta; Zygnematophyceae; Desmidiales; Closteriaceae
Source: the annotation of a GenBank genome assembly
AUGCUGGGAGGAGUAAAGAACGAGGUAAAUGAAGUCAAAAGGCAGUUGACUGGAGUGAAGGAACGGCUGGUGGAGGUGAAGGGCCAGGCGCUGAGAAGCAGCGGCAAGGCAUGCGUUGAGAAGCAGUUGAUUGAGCUAGGAUCAGCAGUGGCUGCAUUGCAGAAGAAUGUUGCUGCGGAAGUCGCACGCAGCCACGGGGAAAACAAGCACACAUGGGAGAGAGCACUGUCAGCAUGGAGCAGUCACACACCAGAACGGAUCUCGCUGGAGCUGAACAACCUCACCACCCUCUCCAACGCCGCUCUCCGCCACGUGCCCAAGAUGACCAACCUGAAAGAGCUCAGCUUAAUCGCCUCCUCAGGCUUCGAUUUAGCUGGCUUAAAGCACGUGUUCAAGUUGGCAGGGCUGGCGAAGCUAGACCUCCGGUACUCUUCCAUUCUAGACGGCCGUACUAAGUAUGCACUGGAAGGCAUCAGUGCCAUGACAGGGCUUGAGGACCUCUGCUUGAGUCACACCAAGGUAACUGAUGCCGCCCUGCUGCACCUGACAAGCCUUGCCUCGCUCAAAAUCCUGUGGCUGCAUAACUGUGGGGGCAUUACCUCUGCUGGCAUGGUGCACGUGGGGAGGCUGACAGGUCUCGAGGAGCUGUAUCUCCGAGGCAGUGGGGUGAAGGACAAGGGCCUGCGGCACCUAACCGCCCUGACCAACCUGAAGGUUCUCUCAGCGCCAACAGAGAUAUCUGACGCAGGCAUGGAGCAUGUGAAGCAGCUCACGGGGUUGAGGAGGCUGGAGUUGAAGGACUGUAAAUUGGGUGAGAGGGGGAUAGCGUGCCUGGAGAGCUUGCCAGGGCUGGAGCGGAUUAAGACGAAUGUGGAUACGCUGCUGGCCCUGGACAUUGGUGUGCUUCCAGGGGUGGCGAUUGCCAAGGAGCAGUGCAUUCUAAAAAGCGGAAUCUCGAGUUUCUGGACGUUCGGUCAGAGACAGCAUCUUCAAUACCGACACAUAAUGGCGGCCAAUGACGCGCUGCCAGCUGUCCUGGUGGUGAACGACGAUGGGAUCGAGGCUCCGGGAAUCAAGGCGCUCGUGGCGGUGCUCGGCUCGGCUGGCUUCUGCCGCGUCUUCGUGUGCGCGCCCGACGUGGAGAAGUCAGCGUGUGCGCAGGCCAUCACCAUCCGGGAGACACUUGAGGCGAAUCUGGUGGAGGACUAUGAAGGGGCUGCUGUCGCCUACUCGCUCACAGGCACACCGGCAGACUGUGCGUCGAUGGGCCUCUCAGGCCAGCUCUUCAAGGGCAUCAAGCCCCACCUGGUCAUCAGUGGCAUCAACAAGGGUGCAAACACAGGACGCCAAGUCAUCUAUUCCGGCACGGUGGCGGGCGCAAGGGAGGCCGUCAUUCAGGGCGCACCAGGCAUCUCCAUCUCCCUUGACUGGGCCGCUGCAAGCACUGACGCCCACUUUUCUCCCGCCGCUGCCACGUGUCUGCCUCUCAUUCGCUGCGUUCUCGAGGCAGCAACUGCUGGUCAGCUAUCCAGCAGCGGGGGAGACCCGCUGCUGCUGAACGUGAACAUGCCCGUUGACCCGGUCAAGUCCAAGGGCUUCAAGCUGGCCCAGCAGGGCCAUGCAAGGGUCGCCUUCCCUUGGACGCACAUCGCUAAGAAGCGCACCGGGGUGCAGCUGGCAGGCAUGCAUGGUGGAGCGGCGGCUGGGGGAAGGGGGCUUCCGGGGAUGAUGGGGGGCAGGGGACUGCCAGGAAUGAUGGGAGGGAGGGGUCUCCCGGGCAUGGUGGGAGGGAGGGGGCUGCCGGGCAUGACUGGACCUGCACCAGUCUCUCUGGCUGAACUUGGAUCGACUCCCAUUUACCUCAAUAGUCUCAACCACACGCCCGCCCUCUCUCUUCCCCCCCACAGGGCGCAGCGCGGUCCAAGACUCCUGGCGAGGAGAGCAAGGAGGAUAGACGGCGGGGACGAGCCGUGGCAGCCGCUGCAUAAGAUGCACUUCCGGCACGAGCCGAGUGGGUGGGACGUGCUUGACAAGGACCCUGCGUUUGACUCCGCUGCUCUCGCACUCGGCUAUGUGACAGUCACGCCGCUCGCCGUCACCGCUUCCAUCGACAUCCACCCACGCCUCAAGGAGGACCUGGCGUGGCUCGCACCGCUGCUGCCGCACGAUGCCUGA